This is a messenger RNA of Cryptomeria japonica (Japanese cedar), 2032 nucleotides long. RefSeq names its product protochlorophyllide-dependent translocon component 52, chloroplastic. Lineage: Eukaryota; Viridiplantae; Streptophyta; Pinopsida; Cupressales; Cupressaceae. The record is from RefSeq and is a predicted model, not a curated record. Gene Ontology annotation, molecular function: 2 iron, 2 sulfur cluster binding; chlorophyllide a oxygenase activity. The transcript is spliced from 7 exons. The coding region runs from base 178 to 1929 and encodes 583 amino acids.
GUCUGGUAGAACGGCUCUGGCCCACUUCAAGAACAUGUGGUGUUCGUUUCGCUGCUUUCAUUGGAGACUCUAGAGUAUACCAUCACCAAUGAAUUUAACCCAGAGCCAGGUAUUUCUAAUUUGAUAAUGAGAAGAUAAAAAUAUUAAGUACACAUUUCUAAGAUUUUCUGUGCAAGUAUGAAUGGUGCGUAUGCAUUGGACUGGCUCGCACAAUCAGCUCGCCAUUCAAUGAGUGCUCAAAGGCCAAUUGGGUUCAAUUCAUUUCCCUGCAGAAACACACCCACGUCCGCAAAAACAAAAAAUAAUCUCACAGCAAGAAGAUGGAAUACAGUUACAUCUCAAGGCUCAGUUGGGUACAAAUUAUUGCCCAACAGAAAACCCACAUCCCCAAAAUCGAUGAAUAAUUUCACAAGCGGAAGAUGGAGCUAUACGAGAAUGAAAUUGACUCCCCUUGCCAUUGCAGAGCCCUUAACAAGCUCUUCCCCAGAAACAAAUGCAAUUACUGAAAAUGAAGAGGAGAACAAAUUCAAUUGGUUCCAGCAAUGGUAUCCUGCUGCACCAGAAUAUGAUCUAGAUAAGAGAGUGCCUCAUGCAUUCAGGGUGUUAGGGCUUGACAUUGUUCUGUGGUGGGAUAAGAGAGAACAGGAAUGGCGAGUCUUUGAUGACAGCUGCCCUCACAGAAGGGCACCUCUCUCUGAAGGAAGAAUUGAUGAAGAUGGUGACCUGCAGUGCAGUUAUCAUGGCUGGUGCUUUGGUUCCAAGGGAGAAUGCAAAUACAUUCCACAGGUCCCCUCUGAUGGACCCCCGGUGCAUACCUUCAAGAAAGCAUGUGCACGUGUUUAUCCAUGUCUACAACAGCAAGGUAUCAUCUGGUUUUGGCCAAAUACUGAUCCUCAAUUCAAAGAUAUUGCUGUGGAGAAAAGGCCACCUUUCAUUCCGGGGCUAAGCGAUCCCUCAUUCCCAUGCACUUUAUCAAUGAGAGAUAUACCUUACGGAUACGAAAUACUUACUGAAAACCUUAUGGACCCUUCCCAUGUUCCAUAUGCACAUCAUGGGCUUGUUGCUCAGACUGACACAGCCAGAGUUAGUGGCUCCCCAAAGAGUGAUAGGAGGGCAGGCAAGCCAAUAAACCUGCGUUUAAAAAAUCUAGAGAAGUCAGGUUUUCAAGGUGAAAAUGAACAAGGCUCGUCAAACUUUGUAGCUCCUUGUGUCUAUGUCUCUGACUUCAGUUUCACACCAAAAAAGGGAAUGGGUCAGACAUCAAUAUCAGGAGCCAAAGAGGAGAAAAAGAAUACUAUUUUACUUGUGUUUAUUUGUGUACCAGUGAGCCCAGGCAAAAGCAGACUUAUAUGGGCUUUCCCAAGGAACUUUGCCUUGUGGUCAAAUAUUUUUUUGCCACGGUGGAUAACUCAUAUUCAACAAAAUCUCUUUCUUGACUCAGAUUUAUAUUUUCUUCAUCUUGAGGAGCAUAAACUCCAAGACUAUGGUCAAACAAAUUGGGAAAAGGCUUGCUAUGUUCCCACAAAAGCAGAUGCAUUUGUGGUGGCAUUUAGAAAAUGGCUGAAACAAUAUGCGGGCAAUGGAGUUCCUUGGGGAGAGAAGUAUUUAUAUGGCACACUUCCACCAACCCCUCCUAAAGAACAAUUAAUGGACAGGUAUUGGACCCAUGUGGUGAAGUGUCGUAGUUGUAGUGGUGCUUUAAAGGUAUUCAGAGUUCUUGAGAGCAUCACGCCAGUGUUAUCCAUUGUAUGUAUUGCAAUACUUGGAGCUAAAGCAAUCAUUAAACCUAUGUCAUUAUUGUCUCUUAAUGUUUCAAACUCAAUUUUAGUUAGUGGGGCAUUAGUGUUUUUCUUAGCAUCAAGAUGGUUACCAUACUUUAUCCACAAAACCUAUUAUUUUCAUGACUAUAAUCAUGCUCUUGUCAAGUGAAGUGUAUAAUCAAGACGACAUAGUUUUUUAUAUGUAACAUAAAUUUUCAUAACCAAGCAUGAGUUAUAGAAAACUAUAGCAUGAUAAAUUAUUGUUUCAAUUA